Messenger RNA from Larimichthys crocea (large yellow croaker), 1201 nucleotides. Its product is annotated as P2Y purinoceptor 14. Gene Ontology annotation, molecular function: G protein-coupled purinergic nucleotide receptor activity. The record is from RefSeq and is a predicted model, not a curated record. NCBI's taxonomy places the organism in Eukaryota, Metazoa, Chordata, Actinopteri, Sciaenidae. Gene Ontology annotation, biological process: G protein-coupled receptor signaling pathway. Bases 1 to 1089 code for a protein of 362 amino acids. Gene Ontology annotation, cellular component: membrane. The transcript has 3 exons.
AUGGGUGACCUUAGAGGAGUGGGAGUGACACCGUCCUUCAACCAGUCCUCAGUAUCCAACAAUUCGACUCCCUGUGAACAGGUGGACACCUCAGGCCAUGUCUUCUUCAUGGUGAUCUACAGUCUGAUGUUUGUGGUUGGUUUGAUCCUCAAUGGUUUCACCCUGAAGGUUUACUUCUGCCGACCUCAGCAGCUGACGACCAGCAGUAUGACCAUCUACCUGAAGAACCUGGCAGCUGCCGACUUCCUGAUCACCCUCUGUCUCCCCAUCCGAAUAGCCGACUACGUCAGCAGCUCCAUCUACAUACACCAGGUCUUCUGCAGCUUUCGUGUUGCCACCUUCUAUAUGAACAUGUACGCCAGCAUCAUGUUCAUGGGCUACAUCGCAGCUAACAGGUAUCUGAAGAUCGUCCAUCCUUUAGGAACUCACAUCUUGCAGAAAGUGCGACCUGCCCACAUCAUCUCCACAGUAACCUGGGUUUUCCUCCUGACCAUAAUGAGCACCUUUACCAUCCUGUUGUUCCUUAUGCAGAACAAAGAGUUGACUUCUGUUCAAAGUGCAACAAGCUGUGAAAAAGUGUUCAGUGAAGAGGUCAAGCUGUUUUUCAAAAUUGUCUACCCCAUCUCCUCUGUCAUCUUCCUGUUCGUCCUCGUCUCCCUGGUCUUCUUCUACUACAGCACCUCCCGCAGGCUGUCGCUGGCACAGCAGAGGCAGCCAGCGUCCUCCAGCAACAAGAAGCUCGCCAAGUCCCGCAGGAACAUGUUGGUGCUGGUCAGCGUCUUCUGUGUUUGUUUUGUCCCUUAUCACCUGGUUUACCCUCUCUACAUUUUCCUGAGGAGCCAAUGUUCAUUGAGCCAGGUGUUGUUCUACCUGAAGGAGUUGACCAUCAUUGUGUCAGCUUUCAACGUCUGUCUGGACCCUCUCAUCUAUUUCAUCUUCUGCAAGGCCUUCAGGGCCCAGCUGGGCCUGACGAAGUUAUUCAGGAGCACACAGGUCCCAACGAAUGAAGGCAACAAUGAGGGGAGGAGCAACAGGACAGGAGAUGAGCGGCAACAAUAUCAACAGCAAUCGACAACAGGAGUCCUGUAGCUUACAUCUAACGGACACCAACACCUACAACGUCACUGAAGAUGUUCAGGCUUCAGGCUUCUAACAGACGUGUAGUUGUAUCUUCGACUCUUGUACUCUGGCUGACCCAUGA